AGUUGCGCGGGAAACCUUCCUCCAAUCAUUUCCAUCCCCUCUAAGCUAAGACUAAGUUUGUUCCUCCCUCUCUCUCUCCAUUUUAAAAAUAAGUGAAAAUGUUUGAAGCAAGGCUAAUACAGGGGAGUGUCCUAAAAAAGAUGAUUGAUGCCAUCAAGGACAUUGUCACUGACAUUAAUCUGGACUGUUCUUCAACUGGUAUUAGUGUACAAGCAAUGGACUCUGGUCACGUCUGCUUGGUUCUCAUUGAGCUAGGAUCUGACGGGUUUGAGCCGUAUCGCUGUGACAGGAACAUCACUCUAGGACUAGGACUUAAAGCGUUGUCCGUGGUAGUAAGGUGUGCUAAUAAUGAUGACUCCAUUACAAUAAAAGCUCAAGAAGGAACCGACAACAUCAACUUUGUCUUUGAGAGUCCGAAUGGCGAGAAAACGUCACAAUUUGAAAUUAAAUUGAUGGACAUUGAUAGCGAACACUUGGGAAUACCUGAUACAGAGUAUGAUUCUGUGGUUAAGAUGCCGUCUCACGAGUUUCAAAGGAUUUGUCGGGACAUGUCUCAACUAGGAGACUCGAUUGUUGUAGCUUGCACUAAAGAUGGCAUACAAUUCUCAGCUUCUGGCGACAUGGGCAGUGGCAAGAUUAACCUAAGACAAAGUUCGCUUGUUGACAAAGAAGAGGAUCAAAUUAAUAUUGAGCUCAACGAUCCUGUCCACUUGACCUUUGCACUCAGAUAUUUGAAUUAUUUUACCAAAGCCACGCCUCUAUCACCCACUGUGACCCUCUCACUAAAAGCAGAAUCUCCGCUAUGUGUCACAUACCCCAUUGGUGACUUUGGUUCAAUGAAGUUCUUUUUGGCUCCAAAGAUUGAUGAUGAAGACACAGCAGCUGCUACUCAAGAAUAAAGACUCACGCACACAUAUUUAUGUUCACACCAUCUUGUAUCACUAUUGCUAGUGAUAAUAAUUAUAUUUAUUAAAAAUACCCAAAAUCUGUAAA
This is a messenger RNA of Amphimedon queenslandica, 993 nucleotides long. Its product is annotated as proliferating cell nuclear antigen-like. Lineage: Eukaryota; Metazoa; Porifera; Demospongiae; Haplosclerida; Niphatidae. Gene Ontology annotation, cellular component: PCNA complex. The record is from RefSeq and is a predicted model, not a curated record. The coding region runs from base 99 to 899 and encodes 266 amino acids. Gene Ontology annotation, molecular function: DNA polymerase processivity factor activity; DNA binding. The transcript is spliced from 8 exons. Gene Ontology annotation, biological process: regulation of DNA replication; mismatch repair; leading strand elongation.